AUGAUCCCCAAGGACAUCACCUUCUCUGCUGCUGCAGAUCAGAGCAGAAACUUUCUUCAUUGCCAUAAAUACCCACAGCAAGAAAAGGAGUUCUUCAAGCACGUGGAAGAACAUCGUUCCCUCCUGAGCGACCUGGUCGCUCAUCACUUUGCCGUCAAUUCCUCCGCUGUUACCAUCUCUGGCCAGGAAUACUGGCGUCAUGGAUCGUUCAAUCUUGUCAUACCUACACAUGCCCAAAUGGCCAACACGGAACGAUACGCCAUGCUGCGUUUCCCACUGCCUUACCGUGUCGGAGAAGCAACAUGCCCAGGAAACUCGGACGAGAAAGUCAGGUGUGAAGCUGGCACGUACGCCUGGCUUCACGGAAAUUGCCCUUCCGUUCCUAUACCGCAGCUUUACGGAUUCGGUCUUUCUACGAAUGAGAGGUUUACCCGCGUGGACCUGCUCCCCUGGUGGUCGCGUUGGCUCCAACGAACCCGUUGUUAUCUUCUCGCACUCUUCGGCUGCCGUGUUCCUUCCGACUACGUACGCCAUGACUCUCCCCGGUUUGCGACUCUUGAUAUCGGUUAUCUCCUGAUCGAGACAAUCAGUAACGGAGAGAUCCUUUCCGAGACGUGGGACGAGAAACACGACGAUGCACGCCUGCAAAAGAACUUGCAUCAGAGUCUUGCUCGAAUAAUGCUUUCUCUUACCAAAACGUCCUUUACGCGCAUUGGUUCGUUUCGACUCGACAGUAAGGGAUAUCUACACCUCGACAAUCGCCCAUUGAGCGUUCAGUGGACUAUGCAAGAGAAUGAGGGUAUUCCCCUCGGAAUAAAUAGAGACGAGACCUUCUCAAGCGUAGAUGAUUUUGUUCUCGCCCAUGUUACGGCUCUGGACAAUCGGCUUCUUCAUCAGCCCAAUGCUAUUGAAGACAGCCAUGAUGCUCAUUAUCAGAUGACAAGCCUAGCCGCAGCACGGGCCAUGUUCCCCCGUCUGUUUCGAAGGGACCUUUCCAAAGAGCGUUUCGUAUUUGCUCUUACCGACCUCCACCGGAGCAACAUUUUCGUUGACGAGGAUUGGAACGUGAGCUGCAUCAUCGACCUGGAGUUCUCCUGCACGUGGCCGAUUGAAUUCUUGCAGCCGCCGUACUGGCUUCGCGGCGAUUUGGUUGACGAGGUUGAGCCGGCAACCUUUGGACCCCUGUUCAAACAGUUCGUUGAGACGCUGGAAAUGUUGGAACGGGAGCAGGAGCAGGAGCAGAAGCAGGAGCAGCUACAGAACUACAACGGGGGAACUGAAGAAUGCCUGUCAUCUAUCAUGCGGCAAUCAUGGCCCGAUGGGCCCUUUUGGGUUACCAUGGCAUUAAAGGAUGCAGUGGCCUUUACGGCAAUCUUUUACGACCGCAUCCUGCCCAUCUGUUUCUCAUUCUCCUCGGAAGACUUCAAACGUGCCAACUAUGAGUUUUUUGGCAAGUUGUGGAAUCGUGGUGUGUCUGCCAUAAUCGAGACCAAAUUGCAACAUCGAGAGGUCUAUCUACAGAGCCUUCGUGAGGCUCUCACACAAUCAGAGACAUAG
This is a messenger RNA of Ustilaginoidea virens, 1557 nucleotides long. RefSeq lists its product as uncharacterized. Lineage: Eukaryota; Fungi; Ascomycota; Sordariomycetes; Hypocreales; Clavicipitaceae. The transcript has 2 exons. The coding region runs from base 1 to 1557 and encodes 518 amino acids. The record is from RefSeq and is a predicted model, not a curated record.